GCAUGCAAGCUUGAAGCAAACGCAUCUCAUUCACAGAGUCGGCCAUUUUACUGAUAAUGUUUUCACAUUAUUACGAAAGUAUUAUCGCGUGUUUUAAAAUACUAAAUAACUAAUUGAACUGUAUUGUUUUACGUGAAAAACGAAUGGACAAGCAUGGCGCAGUGGAAAGUGUCUGAACAUUGUUUAUAGUGAUGCAAAAUAUGGAAUCGUGUUGAUAGUGAAUUUGACUUUGUGUGAUUGACUGAAUUGCGUGAAAAAUGUCUGGUGAAGAAGCUGGUGGGUCCGGGAGUGGACACUCUAUCCAGGUAUUCCGUCCUACCUGGGAAGAGUUUAAAGAUUUCAACAAAUACGUCCAGUAUAUGGAGUCGAAAGGGGCGCAUAAGGCUGGUCUUGCCAAAGUGAUUCCUCCGCCGGAAUGGGUUCCUCGCAAGAAGGGCUACAGUCUAGAAGAGCUGAACGUCACGAUACCGUCGCCUAUAUGCCAAGUUGUGACCGGAAAACAAGGUUUGUUUCAACAAAUAAACAUUCAGAAAAAGUCUAUGACAGUCAAGCAGUUUGCAGUACUAGCGAACUCUGCUAAGUAUUGUACGCCGCGGCACUCGAGUUUUGACGAUCUUGAGAGAAAGUAUUGGAAAAAUGUUACUUAUGUAGCUCCAAUAUAUGGUGCUGAUGUGAACGGAAGCAUCACAGACCCUGAUGUGAAGGAAUGGAAUAUAAAUCAUCUGGGAACAAUUCUCGACUUCGUGAACUCUGAUUACGGCAUAGAAAUUGACGGAGUUAAUACUGCUUACCUGUAUUUCGGUAUGUGGAAGACCACGUUUGCCUGGCACACUGAGGAUAUGGACUUAUAUUCUAUAAACUACUUGCACUUUGGAGAACCAAAGACCUGGUAUGCCAUCCCACCAGAACAUGGAAAAAGAUUUGAAAGAAUUGCGUCCGGCUUCUUUCCAACUUCAGCUAAAACUUGCCAGGCUUUCCUUCGGCAUAAAAUGACUCUGAUCUCACCUCAGAUAUUAAAGCAAUAUUCUGUUCCUGUCAAUAAAAUAACUCAAGAAGCUGGCGAGAUUAUGAUUACAUUCCCUUAUGGUUACCAUGCUGGGUUUAAUCAUGGAUUUAAUUGUGCCGAAUCAACAAACUUUGCAGCUCCACGUUGGGUUGAAUAUGGCAAGCGGGCACUACAAUGUACAUGCAGCAAUGAUAUGGUCAAGAUCUCCAUGGAUACAUUUGUCAAACGGUUCCAACCUGAACGGUAUGAACUGUGGCUUAAGGGUCAAGAUAUUGGUUGCCAUCCAGAACAACCAGACAAGAUGGUACCAGCACCGCAUCCAUCUGGCUCAGACAUUCUCUGUAACAAAAACAACACAGAGCUGCCUGAAUCGUUCAUAGAAGCUGAAGAAGAAGGCCUCAGGAAGAAGAAACGCCAUCCUCUUCACUUAAAGAGAGCUAUGGCUAGUAAGAGCAUCUCUGAAGGAGCAAUUGCUGUCUCAAUACUUGGGCAUGACGUCAUGGAUGAUGAUGAAAUGACUAUGGCAGAAGGAGAUCUUGACAUGAUGACAUCAAUGAAGCGUCAACACAUCCCUGAUGAUACUCAACUUGAUGCUCUUGAAGAUAUUUGGUUGAAAGGAGAUGAAAUGGAUCCAUCAGAGGCACAGCUGCCAGAUGUUGGCUACAUCGAUUCAGAGUCGGACUCUGAUUACGAGGCACCAAAAUCAAGGACAAAAGGGAAAGGAGGUCGUAAGAAGCGGAAAGACAGUGAUAAGAAGAGACCCAGAGCAGAAAAGUCCAAAGGAGAGGAGGCUGAAACCAAAAAGAAGCCGGAACAAGAAGGCGUAGAGGAUGAUUCACAAGAUAAGCAAGAGAAAACGGAUAAAGCUAAGAAAACCCCAACUAAAGGAAGGGGAGGAAAAAAGGUGAAGUCUAAGAAACUAUCUAGUGAACAACUUGUAGACAUGGCAGCUGUGGUCUCCAAUUGGGACUCGCCUCCACGGAACCUGGCUGAAGGUAGUCCCCCUGACAAGUCUUCUGACCCUACUGACCCACUUCAUGUACCUAUUGAUGGCAAACAAGAGCCAAUAACGACACCAGAAACCAAAAAGGAGCCUAAAAAGCGAAAAUCUGCGAUCAAAUCUGAACAAGACGGCGAGAAACAGGACAAACCCAAGAAAGAACGCGUCAAGAAGACACCAGUAAAACGUGAACCGAAAGCUAAGAAACCAGAGGACCCGACCAAGGAGAAAAAACCACGAAAACCUAGAACACCGAAACAAACGCCCAAAUUCGCUUACAACUCUCCGAUACAGCCUGUUAUGGCAAGUCAGCAGAAAAUCCGUCCCCAAAUACUCCAGAAGUUCAGUAGCCCACCUCAGAAGACAUACUCGAUGCUAAAUAUCCCACAGAACCGACAAGUUCACAAAUCGUCAACGGAAACUUCAACGUCGACAUCAACGGGUACAAUAACAAGCUUAUUGCCCUCUACAAAGGCCUCUACGAGCCCCCCAAAGCCGUACUCUAGCAUACUUUUAGACGGGCACUUACGACUCCCUAACCCCACCAAAAUAGCACCUAUCAAAAAAGACCCGAGCGCAUUCCAAGGAGAGUUCACAAAAUUCAUGGAAUCCGCUAAUUCCCGAGCACCACCGACUAUCCUUAAGCAGCACUCGUAUCCAACCAAGAAAAGUCCACCUAAACCUAAAGUGGAGCCUGCAAAAGCCGAGAGCAGUACGGUGACACAGGACUGGGCCUUGCCAGUUGGUCAGUACAACGAUAACAUAUUCCUAGACACACCUAUAGACUACAGAACGUACCAGACUCCCCAAACCCCCCAGACACCGGUAGACAGGCUUCAGCCGGUGCAGCAAACUGACCGGAGUCAAUGGAAACCGGACCAGUUCUACCAACCCCAGCAGCUACAAAAUGUGCACCAAAUGUACGAUGCAACUCAAGUGAAUUCAAGUCAUUACUUUAGAAGUCCGUACCAAUCACCAUGGUAUGGUUACCAGAAAGCGUGCUUGAACGUGCUCACGAAGCAGGAAGCGUCACCAUGCGUUGAGAAGGAGGAGGUGAAGGCAGAAGUGGAGCGGUUCAUCGACCUCGCGCGUCAAAUGGAGGCGUUCUUUUUGCAGAAACGGUUCCUUCUAUCAGCGAUGAAGCCGGAGCUUCUGGUGAAGGAAGACAAUAAUGAGCUUAAAUGCGAGCUGCAACGCAAGGAUGAGCUGCUGAGACGCCACUACGACAAGAUCAGCCAGUGGCAGAACCUACUCGCUGAUCUGCAGGGCCACACAGUGUACAACAAGUGUCAACAGCAGCCCGCGGCGCCUCCGCCCCUGCCGCAGGCCGCCUCCCCCAUGCAGCAGCAGUGUGUCCAACAGAACAUGCAGGCGCAACAGAUGGCGGCGGCGGCGGCGGCGCAGCAGGCGGCGUUGCAGCAACAAGCGUUGCAACAGCAACAGGUACCGCGUCCCCCCCUACCGCCGUACCCUACCAAUGUACAGCGGCGGUAAUACCCUAGCAUAAACAUGAAUAGGCAUUUGCUAGGUAAGCGUGAUCCACCCUAGCCAACAUCGUCACUUACCAUCAGGUAUUACGGUCAAACGCGAGCCUAUAUUAAAAAAAAAACUGUGUCAGUGACAUCGGAUACUGAAAGGGAUGAUUCAGACCAUGACUCCGAGUUAAUAUCAAGUGGUAUUUUACGUCGCGUAGCCUUCCAACUCAUGAUAUGUUCGUCAUACUUAAGUAACUAAGACAAUAUAUGAAACUUUAGGUAUUUUGUAAUGUGAUUGUUAAUUAGUAUUUUAAUAGACACAGUUAACAGUUUGAAAAAAUCUUUAAAAUACGUUAAUAUUGUAACGUAAGUAGAUUAAAGUGUAGGGACCUUAAUAGUUCCUAUCCGUUACCUAGAUGGCGUACGUGUAGCGGAUUCAGUGUAAAACGUAAAUAAUUUAUUGUUUUUCUUCAUCAACAUCAGCCCAUUAACGUCCACACUGCUGGGGCACGGGCCCUAUGGAUGGAUAGGGAGAUCGGGCCUUAAACCACCACGCGGGCCCAGUGCGGAUUGAUGGUUAUUAACGACUGCUAAUGCAGCCGGGACCAACGGCUUAACGUGCCUUUCGAAGCACGGAGGAGCUCGGGAUGAAAACUUUUUUUUGUGGUCACCCAUCCUAUGACCGGCCUUUGCGAAAGUUGCUUAACUUCAACAAUCGCAGACCGAGCGCGUUUACCGCUGCGCCACCGAGCUCCUCAAUUAUUUUUCUUAUUUACCAUUAUUUCUGAGGCUUCAUUUUAUUUGUGCCACAAGAGGUAAAAUAAUAAUGUAUUUUCUUCAAAUUAUUGAUAAAAUAUGCAUUCCCAUACAAAAGUAUACUUACUAAACUGUACUUUUUGUUACAAAUAAACGUGAAUAAACCUUUACAAAACUUUUUUUUAUAUGUAGUUUCUAACAAUAAGUAUCAAAAGGAACAUUUAAAUAGGAAGUUGUCAAUAGCUUCAGACCCAGAGUAAACCAGGAGAAAAUAGGAAGGGUUUAUAAUAUUUUUUAUUGUUUGUAGGUUCUCUAGACCUUCAAAUGGUGGCAAAAAGGUGUAGAGCUCAUUUAGCUUAGUUUAUCUGUGACAAAAAUAAUAAUUUCGAUCACAAAAAUAAUAAUUUGGUGUGGCUACACUUACGCCAUCUAUUGUAGCCGAAGUGUAAAUAGCGAGGGUUUCAACACCUUUAAAAGUAAAAAAAACCUACAACAAAAAGAAAUCUUAGGCUGAUUACGCAUAGGAUAAUCGCUUUUAAAAGUUGAUAUUUUUGAUAGAAAAUUAAAUGAAUAUGAAUAAUACUUUGUUACAAUUUAAAUUUAUUAAAGAAUAAAAAGCUAUUAGAGUGUAAGUACAAAAUAGAUUUGUAAGCUUUAAGUUCUUUCACGCCUAUUAUAAUUUUUCUUUUUUUCGUGUACAAUGCUUUAGAAAAGAAAUAUAUUUAGAUUAUAUUUA
Messenger RNA from Pectinophora gossypiella (pink bollworm), 4973 nucleotides. RefSeq lists its product as uncharacterized. Gene Ontology annotation, biological process: chromatin remodeling. Gene Ontology annotation, molecular function: histone H3K9 demethylase activity; histone H3K36 demethylase activity. The record is from RefSeq and is a predicted model, not a curated record. The coding region runs from base 258 to 3500 and encodes 1080 amino acids. NCBI's taxonomy places the organism in Eukaryota, Metazoa, Arthropoda, Insecta, Lepidoptera, Gelechiidae. The transcript has 5 exons. Gene Ontology annotation, cellular component: nucleus.